Molecule: messenger RNA, 886 nt
Organism: Trifolium pratense (red clover)
Lineage: Eukaryota; Viridiplantae; Streptophyta; Magnoliopsida; Fabales; Fabaceae
Product: thioredoxin-like
Exons: 2
Coding region: 157-681 (174 amino acids)
Cellular component (GO): cytoplasm
Molecular function (GO): oxidoreductase activity, acting on a sulfur group of donors, disulfide as acceptor; protein-disulfide reductase activity
Source: RefSeq, a predicted model, not a curated record
CUCACAAUCUAUAAUAAUAUCCACUUGCAAAACACACACACUUCAGAAUUUCAAACCAAACAAAUUAAAAACCAUCACAACACAAGAAGCUUAUCCACAACAAGUACUGAAAACCAAGACUGCAUUUUCCACAGAAACUACACAAAAAAUAGCAACAUGGCCCUUGAGAAUUGUUUAAGAGUAUCCACACCAAGACCUCAUUGUCUUCCUCCAUUGUUUUCAACUUCAAGGGAAAAGCUUGUUUUCUCAGCUCAAAAACUAGGAUUCAAGAAAUCUGUGCUCAACUCAACACUAUCACUUCCAUCUGGUGUUGCCAACAGAAAAUCACGAUUUAUUUGCAAUGCUCGUGAAGCUGUAAAUGAAGCUCAAGUAGUGGGUGACUCAAACUGGGAUGAGCUUGUCCUUGGAAGUAAAAUCCCUGUGCUGGUAGAUUUUUGGGCACCAUGGUGUGGUCCAUGCAGGAUUAUAGCACCUAUUAUUGAUGAGUUAGCCAAAGAUUAUGCUGGAAAAAUUGCAUGCUACAAGCUCAACACAGAUGAAUCUCCAAACACAGCAACAAAGUAUGGCAUCAGAAGCAUUCCAACUGUUCUAUUCUUCAAGAAUGGAGAUAAACUAGAAAGUGUGAUUGGUGCAGUUGACAAGUCUACUCUUAUAUCAAAAGUGGAAAAAUAUAUUGCAUGAAAUGAGUAAAAAAAUGAUACAUAAUGACAUGCAUUAUAAUACCAAAAAUGGAUGAACUGGGAUGGAAGAAAUGACAAUAGUGACAUUCUUGAUUUUCAUUUUAUCCCAUUCUUUUCCAUGCCUUACAAGGCAAAAGGUAGUUUGUAUCUUUAUCAUCACUAUGUAAUGAUCCUCUUUCAAUUUAUGGAUUCAACACAUUGAAUAA